AUGUCGACAGACGGAGAAACGCGCAAGCUAGCGUUUAUCCUAGCGCCUCUGUUGCGAACAGGCCAGUGGCAACUUGCGCUGAGAACUGCUCCGCGUUGCCGGCUGCGCGCUGGCGGCUGGAAGCGUUCGGCGGGACGGGGUGCACUCCGUGCGAGUCUCAGUCCUGAGUCUAGCGCAUCCGAAAGCGGAGGCUCAACGCGUAAUGGUUCGCAGGGAACCGAGGGUCUGCUGCAAGACAAAUCAACGGACGGGACGGGGGCGCAGCCGGCCACCGACCUGAGCCCCGCAGAGGCUGAACAGCUGCGCAAGAAGCAGGAAGCGGACGCGCUGCGUGCAGCAGAACGCUUCAUGGAACGAGACGAGGGCAACUUUGCGUGCACCUCUUGCGGCUAUGUCUAUACGCCCCAGACUGGGGAGACGUUUCUAGGUAUACCGCCGGGCACGCAGUUUGAGGAUAUCGAUGCGGGAACGUUCCGUUGUCCCGUGUGCCGCUCGCCAAAGAGCGCGUUCCAGCCGGCACGAACAGUGGUCGCAGGUUUUGCGGUCAAUCAGAAAUAUGGAAUCGGUGCGAAUGCGCUGACGCCGGCGCAGAAAAAUGCGCUCAUAUUCGGGGGACUUUUCGCCGCCUUUCUCUUGUUGCUUUCGGGCUAUCUGAUGAGCUGA
Cyanidioschyzon merolae strain 10D is the source of this 663-nucleotide messenger RNA. RefSeq names its product rubredoxin. NCBI's taxonomy places the organism in Eukaryota, Rhodophyta, Bangiophyceae, Cyanidiales, Cyanidiaceae. Gene Ontology annotation, molecular function: iron ion binding; electron transfer activity. Gene Ontology annotation, biological process: alkane catabolic process. Bases 1 to 663 code for a protein of 220 amino acids. The transcript has a single exon. The record is from RefSeq and is a predicted model, not a curated record.